Messenger RNA from Cebus imitator (Panamanian white-faced capuchin), 487 nucleotides. Its product is annotated as interferon-induced transmembrane protein 3-like. Bases 1 to 432 code for a protein of 143 amino acids. The record is from RefSeq and is a predicted model, not a curated record. Gene Ontology annotation, biological process: response to interferon-alpha; negative regulation of viral genome replication; host-mediated suppression of symbiont invasion. Gene Ontology annotation, cellular component: plasma membrane. NCBI's taxonomy places the organism in Eukaryota, Metazoa, Chordata, Mammalia, Primates, Cebidae. The transcript is spliced from 2 exons.
AUGUGGCUCUAUCCUGAGGGUGGAGUGUCUGUGAACCACACUGCCCACACCUUCUUCACUCCCGCCAACACCGGCUGCACCCCAAACCAUGAGAUGCUCGAGGAGGAGCAUGAGGUGGCUGUGCUGGGGGCACCCCACAACCCCGCUCCACCGAGGUCCCCAGUGCUCCACAUCCACAGUGACACCUCCUUGCCCGACCAUGUUGUCUGGUCCCUGCUCAACACCCUCUUAGUGAACUGCUGCUGCCUGGGCUUCAUUGCAUUCACCUACUCCAUCAAGUCAAGGGACAGGAAGAUGGUUGGUAACCUGACCGGGGCCCAGGCCUAUGCCUCCACCGCCAAGUGCCUGAACGUCUGGGCCCCGGUUCUGUGCAUCCUCAGGACUGUUCUGCUCAUCAUCAUCCCAGUGCUGAUCUUCGAAGUCUAUGGAUAGAACAGGAGGCAGCCUCCAGGCCAGGAGCUCUGCCUACCACGUGUCUCCCACGCAC